This is a messenger RNA of Nematolebias whitei (Rio pearlfish), 1483 nucleotides long. RefSeq names its product integral membrane protein 2Cb (gene itm2cb). Gene Ontology annotation, biological process: negative regulation of amyloid precursor protein biosynthetic process. Lineage: Eukaryota; Metazoa; Chordata; Actinopteri; Cyprinodontiformes; Rivulidae. Gene Ontology annotation, cellular component: Golgi apparatus; plasma membrane; extracellular exosome. Gene Ontology annotation, molecular function: amyloid-beta binding. The transcript is spliced from 6 exons. The record is from RefSeq and is a predicted model, not a curated record. Bases 136 to 912 code for a protein of 258 amino acids.
GACGCCGUUUUGACGUCACAGAUCCCCGGGGGCGACGCCGCUACGCUGCUAUAUAACCUUCACGGGCGCCGUGGAGGAAAAUCAGCUCACCGAAGCAGACAGGAGACAAAGACAGCUCACACUAAGCUAACAAACAUGGUGAAGAUCACCUUCCAGCCAGUGUCGGCGCAGAAGCCCGAAAAAGACAACGAGCAUCCGGACAAGAUCACAAUUCCCCAGCCUCAUCACGGGCGGGUGGUUCCUAUCCUGAGGCCUAAAAAGCCUUUUCCUUUGGGCCUGUGCUGCCUCAUCCUCAGCCUGGUGAUUUUCUUGGCAGGAUUGGUGAUGGCCUCUGUGUAUAUCUACCGCCACUACUGUGUACCUCAGCAGAUCCCAGAGGACAGCCUGUUCCACUGCCGGGUCGUCUUUGAGGACUCAGUUUACGCUCCCCUGAGGGGACGGCAAGAAAUGGAGGAGAACGUCGGCAUCUACCUUGAUGAUAACUACGAACAAAUCAGCGUGCCCGUGCCACAUUUUGGAGGCAGCGACCCGGCUGAUAUCAUCCACGACUUCCAGAGGGGCCUCACGGCUUAUUACGACAUUGCCUUGGACAAAUGCUACAUCACUGAGCUGAACACGACCUCGGUGAUGCCUCCGCGGAGCCUGUGGGAGCUACUUAUUAACGUCAAGAGAGGGACGUACCUGCCUCAGACGUACAUCGUUCAGGAGGAGAUGAUGGUGACUGGAAGGGUGAGGAACAUGAGGCAGCUGGGCCCGUUCAUCCACAGACUCUGCUUUGGCAAAGAAACGUACCGCCUCAGACGCCGCAGCCAGCGCCACCGUAUCGAGAGGCGCGAGACAAAGAAGUGUCACCGGAUUCGUCACUUCGAAAACACGUUUGUGGUCGAGACCGUCAUCUGCGACAGAUUCUAAAUCUGAGGCGGAAAUCACAGCCAGCCGACACCGAAGCCGAUUUCAAACCAUACCUCUUGAAUUCCUGAUGCGUUCAACUGCACUUUACAACGUUUUGUCCAUUGGUUUCAAUCUGUUAGAGGUUGUGUUUUUUUUUUUUUUUUUUCUAAUGCUCUCUUACUGUCAACCUAAAAUGUGAAUGUCUUUUUUAAUUUUUAGAUUGUGUAUGUACGUGAGUAACGUGUUCAGAUGUAACUGUAGGCUGUCUUGUAGAGCAGAUGUUAAUGUUAGUGUGUCAGAUCAGAAAACUCGAUUUAACUCGACUCGUCCUUGUGUUUUUGAGUAAUCCGGUGCACUGCAGAUCUUUUGUAAAGAUACUUUUUGAAGCUGCUCGCACUCUGCACUCGCGUUACUACUUGAUUCUUGUUUAUUUGGUUUAAAUGGCAAAACAUACCUCAUGUAGUUAUAUUGUUAAUUUGCUGAUUUAAAUCAUUAAUGAUGUGUAUAUAACUGAUUUGUUCCAAAGCAAUAUAUACUGUAAAUGGAUUUCUUCUUAACGUUCUUGUUACACGCAUAGAUUUUUAUCAGAAAU